GUCGCCGGUGGCUUUUCGCUGCUACACAGUCGCCCCGCACUUUGCCGUUCCCAGCCCUAGCGGAUCAGGGUCCGUCAUAACUUUUGAUCUUCUUCGCGCUCAACUUCACGCGUCCAACUUCUUUUUUGCCUACUGCCGCCCACCAUGCUGCUCUUUUGCCCAACAUGCAGCAAUAUGCUUCGCGUCUCCAAAGUACCUCCCGGCGAUCCCACCACCGAAGAUGCUGUCGGCCAAAACCGUUUCGAAUGUCUCACCUGUCCCUACCACUUCGUAAUCAACAAACGCUAUUACGAGCGGAAAUACCUAAAGAAGAAGGAAGUCGAAGACAUCUUGGGUGGAAAGGGCGCUUGGGAUAACGUGGACAAGACAGAAGUACAAUGUCCGAACGAGAAAUGCCGGAACCACGAAGCAUACUGGUACCAGCUGCAGAUUCGAAGUGCCGACGAGCCUAUGACUGCUUUCUACAAGUGCACCCAAUGCGCGAAAGAGUGGCGAGAAUGAUCUGCGAGUCCUGUUCAAAUAUCCAAGGAGUUGGGAAGCGGAGUUUUUGCUUUAUAUACCCCGGUUGCAUGUGGUGAAUGAAAUUCAUUUUCUCUUUUGACUUGCAGGUGCCCAAUCGCUGUGAAAGGCUCAGGAUGAUGCAGAUUUGCGGCAUCGAAUCGGGUUCAUCGUACCUGUAAUUGUAACCUCAUGACAAUGUCGAUGCAACUUCAUUGAUGACCUGCGCGAACCAAGACUAAACUCCAGUCCGAGUCAGAGGGUGCCCUCUUCCUUGUCGAUGCAUCGCUAGCUUACCCUUGGGAUUGAGUGGCGUCUUGAACGCGACAUUAUGCCCAAAUGCUUUCUCGAGGACGGCAAAGGAGACGGC
Messenger RNA from Alternaria rosae, 868 nucleotides. RefSeq lists its product as uncharacterized. The record is from RefSeq and is a predicted model, not a curated record. Gene Ontology annotation, molecular function: nucleic acid binding; zinc ion binding; DNA-directed RNA polymerase activity. NCBI's taxonomy places the organism in Eukaryota, Fungi, Ascomycota, Dothideomycetes, Pleosporales, Pleosporaceae. The transcript is spliced from 4 exons. Gene Ontology annotation, cellular component: RNA polymerase III complex. Bases 145 to 501 code for a protein of 118 amino acids. Gene Ontology annotation, biological process: termination of RNA polymerase III transcription; DNA-templated transcription.